Messenger RNA from Pseudocercospora fijiensis CIRAD86, 5011 nucleotides. RefSeq lists its product as uncharacterized. NCBI's taxonomy places the organism in Eukaryota, Fungi, Ascomycota, Dothideomycetes, Mycosphaerellales, Mycosphaerellaceae. Gene Ontology annotation, biological process: regulation of ARF protein signal transduction. The record is from RefSeq and is a predicted model, not a curated record. Gene Ontology annotation, molecular function: guanyl-nucleotide exchange factor activity. The transcript has 3 exons. The coding region runs from base 1 to 4866 and encodes 1621 amino acids.
AUGGCUUCAGAGGGCAAAAGUCUACCGGAUUUCCCAGAAGCGAUCCCUUCGAGCCAUCGAGCACAUAACGUAACUGUCGCUAUCGACCCUGUAGCGCUGGUGGUCACAGAAUGUAUCACAGUCACCUCCGCAAUGCGGAAACAUGCCCGCUGGGCACAUAGCAGCAUCUCCUCGAUCUUGGGUGGAAGUAACAGUCCAAGACCCAAUCCAUCCUCCAGAGCGACCAACCACGACCGAGAAGGGAACCUACGAAAUCGAGCGAGUUCGAAAAUCGACCUGGUUGAGGACUACGGAUCAUUUGCGAGCAAGAAACAGCAUGACAGGAGCGAGGAUGAAGGUACAUCGAGAUGGGGACUGCGCGGCAAGAAGGGACAGAGCAUGCAGGACAAUCCACUCAUGAGCUCUUUCGCAAAGCUGAGAGCCGAGUUGAAGCAUUGCAGUGAUUUGCAGCAUUUUGAAACAGAUGCGCUGUUGGAGCCGUUUCUGAACGUCAUUCGAAGCUCUUCGACUACCGCACCAAUCACCAGUCUGGCUCUCAUUGCAAUCACGAAGCUGCUCGCGUACGAGGUGAUCAACAAGGACUCUCCCAGAUUCGCCCACGGCAUGCGAUUACUGGCGAGUAGCGUGACGCAUUGCAGAUUCGAAGGUGACAACUCUCCAAGCGAUGAAGUUGUAUUUCUGCGCAUCUUGAAGCUCAUGGAAGACAUGAUCACUGGCCCGAGCGGAGAAGUUCUAGGUGACCAAAGUGUAUGCGAAAUGAUGGAGUGCGCAUUGAGUAUCUGCUGUCAUCUCCGAAUGAGCGAGGUCUUGAGACGAAGUGCUGAGAUCAGUAUGGUGACCAUGUGCCAGACCAUCUUUGCAAGGUUGAAGACGCUGGAAGACGAAUUUGAGGGCGAGGCUGAAGAUAUGGAGGGCGAGCUCGACAAGGAUGAGCUUAAUGCUGCGAGGAUUGAUUCAGACCCCAAUGCGGAUGGCGUCGGGCCCGAUGCUAUGAAUAAGAUGCGACAGGCGAGUUUAGAGGUUCCUGGUGUGGCGAAUGGGACUGAGAGGCCGAGUACCGAUAUGAGUGGCUCUCAUUUGGAUCUCUCGAAAAGUGGUGAGGGAGAAGACGACGAGCCAGCGGAAAUCAAGCCAUAUGGACUGCCAAGCAUAAGAGAGCUGUUCCGCGUGCUUGCGGACCUUCUCGAUCCUCACGACAGGCAGCGCAACGACACUUUGCGCGUCAUGGCUUUACGAAUAGUCAAUGUCGCCCUCGAAGUCGCUGGUCCUAGCAUCGCCACCCAUCCUAGUUUGGCGUCUCUUGCAAAGGACACGCUCUGCCGAAAUCUGUUUCAGCUGGUCAGAUCUGAAAAUAUCGCCAUCUUGCACGAAUCGCUCAGAGUUGCAGGCACCCUUUUGGCAACAUGUCGAAGCUGUCUCAAACUACAGCAAGAGCUCUUUCUGUCGUACGUGGUAGCUUGCCUACAUCCUCGGAUCGCAAUACCGGAAGAGCCAGGAAUAGAGCCAUCUCUAUAUCAGGGCGUACCUUCAGCGCCGUCAUUGGCAAGGCCACAGCCUCACGCAGCAUCGCCCGGAGCACCUUCAAGCGGCAGAUCCACUCCGGUGCCCGUGCGAGAUCGACAGAAGCUGGGCAUGGAAGGCGGCUCGCGGAAACCUGACGCCCGAGAAGCCAUGGUCGAGAGCGUUGGCGGACUUGUGCGCAUGCCGAGCUUCAUGGUCGAGCUGUUCGUCAAUUAUGACUGUGAAAUCGACCGAAGCAAUUUGUGUAUGGACAUGGUUGGCCUUUUGUCGAGAAAUGCCUUUCCAGACUCUGCGACAUGGAGCACAACGAAUGUGCCGCCUUUAUGCUUGGACUCAUUGCUAGGCUAUGUGCAGUUCAUCGCUGAGAGACUGGACGAUGAGCCGAAGACUGCUGGACUGCCCGAUGUGGCUGCGCUUCAGGAGCAGAGGAGGAAAAAGAAAAUCAUCAUUCGUGGGGCUACGAAAUUCAACGAGAGUCCGAAGGGUGGCAUUGCAUAUCUCGCGGCACAGGGCAUAAUCGAGGAUCCAAACGACCCGCAUUCCAUCACCAAGUUUCUCAAAGGUACGACCCGAAUCGACAAGAAGGUGCUUGGAGAAUUUAUAUCGAAGAGGUCGAAUGAAGCCAUUCUCGAUGCGUACAUGGACCUCUUCGACUUCGGUCAUUUACGUGUCGACGAAGCUUUACGGCAAUUGCUCAACAGCUUCCGACUUCCAGGAGAAUCUCCGCUCAUCGAACGUAUUGUGACUGUCUUCAGCGAGAAAUAUAUGAAGGCUGCUCAGCCAGAGCACAUCGCCAACAAUGACGCUGCUUUCGUUCUCAUUUACGCCAUCAUUAUGUUGAAUACCGACCAAUAUAACCCGAACGUCAAGGCCCAGAACCGAAUGAAGCUGGAGGACUUCGCUCGCAAUUUGCGAGGUGUCAACAACAACGAGAACUUCGAUCCAGAGUUUUUGCAAGAGAUCUACGAGGCAAUCAAGAGUCGAGAGAUCGUCUUGCCUGAAGAACACGACAACAAGCAUGCAUUUGAGCAUGCUUGGAAAGAGCUUCUCGUGAAGACUCAGACGGCCGAGAAUUUGGUCAUCUGCGAAACGAAUAUCUAUGAUGCAGAUAUGUUCGCGGCCACAUGGAGACCGAUAAUCUCGACACUCAACUACGUCUUCGUCUCUGCCACUGAAGAUGCCGUCUUCCAGCGGGUGAUACUUGGCUAUAGCCAGUGUGCACAAAUUGCGGCCAAGCAUGGCAUAUCGGAAUGUCUUGACCACAUCAUCUGGAGUUUGGCCAAAAUCUCAACGCUUGCGACCGAGACACCGCCCAGCACCCAGCUGAAUACUGAGGUACAAGCGAGUGGGAAGUCAAUCAUGGUCAGCAGGUUUGCUGUUGAAUUCGGGAGGGACCACAAGGCCGAGCUGGCAACGCUAGUGCUUUUCCGCAUCAUUAAUGGUCAUGAAGCAGUUAUUAGGGAUGGCUGGACUCAGGUUGUUCGAAUCAUCGUGAACCUUUUCGUGAAUUCUCUGGUUCCGACUAGCUUCACUUCUAUCUCACGAGACCUCGAUCUGCCGGAGAUACCCCUGCAGAGUCCAGUACAGGUCAUUGAGCGCAAUGAGAAGUCGAGCGAGGUUGGCCUUUUCAGCGCCUUCACCAACUAUGUCAGCAGUGUCAUGACCGAUGAACCUCCAGAGCCGAACGACCAGGAAAUCGAGGCUACUCUCACCACGGUGGACUGUAUAAAUGCCUGUCGGUUUGAAGAGAUCUUGGGGAAUGUUUCGGAAUUGCCAAUCAGCAGUCUGAAGAGCCUCACACUCUCGCUGUUGAGUCAUAUGCCCGAAUCUGAGAGUCCAAGGGUCAUCUCAGUCAAGCCAGAGUUGCCAGCUCCCACACCAAUACGAGCCAAUGGCACAAAGCCGAGGGAAGAACCUGCGGCCUACAAUCCAGCCGUGGUGUAUGUCCUUGAGCUGGCCACGAUUCUAGCGCUGAGAGACGAGGAAACAAUCACUGAACUGGGCCCUGAUGUUGCAAAUGCGCUUUCUAACGUCACCAAGGAUGCCGACCGCCUACAUCCGGUUGCUCUUAGCCGAACAGUGUUCUAUCUGCUAUCACUCUUACGUGCGAGCAAUGAUCACGGCUAUAUUCGAGCGCCAGUCGUGCUCCACAACAUUGCUAGCUUCAGGCAGGAUCUGCUUGAAGAGUGUGCGCAACCAAUUCUGAAGGGCUUGUAUGGAUGCAUCUCAGGCCCGCAAGUCGAGCUCAGAAACGAAAUCGCCGCUUCGCCUGACUUCUGGAAAGUCCUUGAGCGACUUCACAACCAGCCAGAAGCCUCUGCACUCGUAUUCCAGAUUGCACAAUCUGUCGCUGGAGAUGGCGCCAAAGCUACAGUAACGCCGGACAACUACGAGUUCUGCAUACCUCUUCUCAAUGCGUUCGCAACCGCCGGAUCCGUUGGCGCGCGUUUUGAGCAGUAUCGUGAGCAAGUCGCAAGACAGCAACGCAACAAGAAAGGCCAGACCGAUGACACACCCGAGAAGCAAAAGCCAAAGAAACCUGAAGCGGUCGCACGAGGGGUCAAGGCAAUUGGCAUUGUUUCUCAACUUGCCUCUCGUGUACCUACACUCAUCAAGCAGUCUCAGCUCGAGACUGACGCUGCAUGGCGAACCUACUGGAGCCCGGUCUUUCGAUGUCUGGCUACGCAAAGCGUCAACCCUUGCCGAGAGAUCCGACAAACUGCGCUCGUCAGCCUGCAGAGAUGUCUUCAGUCACCCGACCUCGCGAGUCCCGACCACACGGAAUGGACGAACAUAUUUGGUGAAGUGCUCUUCCCUCUAAUUCAACAAUUGCUGAAGCCAGAGGUCUACCAAACCGAUCCGGUAGGCAUGAGCGACACACGAGUCCAAGCUGCUCAGCUCUUAUGCAAGAUCUUCCUCCACUAUCUUGUGCUCCUCAGCGAGUGGGAGGGCGUGCUCGAUCUCUGGAUAAGGAUACUUGGGAUCAUGGACCGACUGAUGAACUCCGGGCAGAGUCAAGACGUCCUUGCAGAAGCGGUCCCCGAGAGUCUCAAGAACAUUCUCCUCGUCAUGAGCAGCGGGGAGUACAUGGUGGCACCACCGAGCGGCGAAGAGGACGACGAGAGGACCGAGCUACAAAAGAGCUUGUGGACCGAGACGUGGGAGAGGCUGGAACGUUUCCUACCACAUCUCAUGAAAGAAGUCUUCCCCGACGCUUCGAAGGAACAUACCAAGACCACACCCCUUCCUGCUAAAGCCGAGUCCGAUGGGGGCUGCAGCACAGAAACUGCGGACUCAAAAGUCGACAGCGAGACGGCGAAAGAGGCCGAACCCGCUGCCGCAUGAGAGGAGAGAAGAGGCCACGCAAGCGCUGAAUCGAAUCACUUCCGGUGUGUUGGAGUGGUGGAAGAAAAGAGCUUCGUAUGCCUUCUCUUGGCACGACAAUUACGCAAUCCUUCACAUACAUAGAGCUGUAUAUUUGUCUCAGCCC